CUCCAACCAACUAAUCAAGUGCGUUAACCAGCAUCGGCCUCAUACUGUCUUCUACUGAAUCCUGAAGAAGCGCUUGAUAUUUAGAAAAGAACGGCAGUUUUUUUGGUGGUCACGCGGGAGGAUGAACUGGAAUUCCGCUGUUUCGCUCUCUCCUCUUUGGGGUUGACGUCUCGUCUCCACAUCUUGAUCAUGUCUCCAGUGUACUCUCCCCCCAAAUACUCCACUGGUUCCACCCUCUUAAGCCCCUACAGUUCCUAUGACCCCUGUGAUCCCACUCUGGGAUAUAUCGUCCGUGGUCAACCCCAGCUCUCCAGGUAUGCUCCUUCCACCUCCCGCUACCUGAACCCAAGACCUUGCCUCUCCCGAGGCGUUUUGUUCUUCCCCCAGGAACAUGGGCGAGCUGCACCCCAUUCAAACCCCCACAUCACCCGUCGAAGUGAAAGCUCCAGUCGGAUGCAGGUUAAAGCUCCAAUUCCUCGGACGAAUGGGCUAAGGGGCCGCUCGCCUUCAAGGACCGGAUACACUUGCAUAUCUCCCCUAUCAAGGCAGCACAGAUCAGUCAGUCAGUCAGACCUGGUACAUGAACUGGUCACAUUGGAGAUCUGUGAACAAGGAGCGGUCGAGAGAGGAGUGUACCCAAUUAAAGAGAGCACGAUCAGGGGACGGACGGAUUGCUCAGGGCCUCUGUACUGGAGCUUAGAGAACUCAAAGAAUGCUCAGGGUCUGGUGGGCCUCAAAAAUCUAGGAAAUACUUGUUUCAUGAACUCCAUUCUGCAGUGUCUGAGCAACACUCAUGACCUGAGGGACUACUGUCUGCGUAACACGCACCGCACUGACCUCAACAACAACUGCAGGGCCAAAGCUGCACUGAUGGAGGAGUUUGCCAAGCUCACUCAGACUCUGUGGACAUCAGCUAGCAGUGAAGCCAUCAGCCCUUCUGACUUUAAAAUGCAGAUCCAGAAAUAUGCUCCUCGAUUUGUGGGCUACAAUCAGCAGGAUGCUCAGGAGUUCUUGCGGUUUCUGCUGGAUGGACUCCAUAACGAAGUAAACAGAGUGACAGUGAAAUCCAGAGCGCCCAUAGAGGACUUCGAUCACCUCUCGGACGACGAGAAAGGCAUAAGAAUGUGGAACAAGUACCUGGAGAGUGAGGACAGCAAAGUAGUUGAUCUGUUUGUUGGCCAGCUGAAAAGCUCAUUGACGUGCAGCGAGUGUGGCUACUGCUCAACUGUGUUUGAUCCUUUCUGGGAUCUGUCUCUACCUAUCGCUAAGACUUCAGGAGAAGUGAGUUUGAUGGAUUGCCUUCGUCUUUUCACCAAGGAGGAUGUACUAGAUGGGAAUGAGAGACCAACAUGCCACAGAUGUAAAACCAGACGCAAAUGCACGAAAAAAUUCACAAUUCAAAAAUGUCCCAAAAUCCUGGUGCUUCAUCUGAAGCGUUUCUCUGAGUGUCGAGUCAAAACCAGCAAACUCUCCACCUUUGUGAACUUCCCCCUCAAAGAGCUGGACCUCAGGGAAUUUGCAUCUGAUAACAGCAUAAACGCAGUCUAUAAUCUGUAUGCCGUGUCGAAUCACACUGGUACAUCUUUGGGUGGCCAUUAUACAGCGUACUGCCGCAAUCCCUCUACAGGAGAGUGGUACACCUACAAUGACUCCAGGGUGAGCCCCAUGUCGUCCAGCCAGGUGCGCAGCAGUGAUGCAUAUGUGCUUUUCUAUGAAUCUGCGACCUCAUCACGCCUGUGAACAGGCCUGCCUGAAGGCUACACCUGACAAAGCCUUGCAUAAAAGAAACUCUUCUGUUGCUUCCGAAUUGAAUAAAUCUUGGUCUGGGUCUACACGCUUGCUCAGAUCCUGGGACUAAAUUCCAGCGGAGGACCAUGGGACAUUAUCCCAAGCCUAUGAACCAAGGACAGGAACUGAAUUAUGGUCAAGGCCUGCAUAUGAAGCCUGGGAUGAGAGUUCAGUCCAAGACCAGAUUGAGCUUCAGUGUAAGGGCUUCUCCAUCCAUCAUUCCCUUUGAAAGAGGCUGCUGCUCUGGGAACUGGUUUAAUGAACUGAAACUGAAGGACAUGAACACUACCUCUCUUGAAUGAGCAGGACUGUGUGUGUGUGCGUGUGUGUGUGUGUGUGUGUGUGUGUGUGUGUGUGAGUCACCAGACUGAUAUUGUUAGACUCAAUGCAUUGUGCAGCUGGAUCUCUCCGGCUAUACAAGCAGUCAACAUUACAACGCAAACAACUCCCAUCACUUAUUUAAGUUAUUUACAUGAGUUUAAUGUUUUACUUAAUUUAAAACUAAAUUCUACUCAUUUAAAUGUGAGGUCAUCUAACUGAGGGACCAUAAACUGUAGGUCAACAGUGUAAAUGAUGCUUGGAUGGUUCAACUGAUUGUUUACUAUUUCAAACAGAUGAUAUGCUUUGGCGAUUUGCAGGAUAAUAUGCACAUUGGAAGGGCUCUGCAUGGAUUUGCCCCUUCUAAACCCUCACCAUUACAGAGAAGAUUGUAUGUUUUUUCCACCUGAUGGCCAGGCGUUGUAAAACUGAAAACAAACUAUGGAAGUCCAUCUCAAAAGAGUAUUCCCCUCUUUGGACUUUUGCUGACGCACUCAUUUUCCUCUAGGGACAAUAAAGGAUUUGAAAGAGGCCUUAAUAUGUUUUGUUCUCCUUCUGUCAGGGACAACAUGGUUUUUAUUUGGGUAUGAGUUUUCAUGGAACAUGAAGCCACCAGGAUUGUGUGUGUGUUAUUUCUUUAUUUAUGAAGUGAGUGUUGUGAAUAAAGCUUAUUGUCGUGCUUGAACCAAUGUUUUUUUUACAGAGAGAUUUUAAGAGUGUUAAUUUUGUGUCUGAAAUGUGACUAGUGUACUGCAUAUCAAGUACCUUUGGCUUUUUGAAAGUCAGAUACAUAAAUAUAAAUAAAAACAAAUAGCUACAUGAAAAAUGGUGAAUUGUCUGCAUUACUAAAUAAAAA
Molecule: messenger RNA, 2962 nt
Organism: Myxocyprinus asiaticus (Chinese sucker)
Lineage: Eukaryota; Metazoa; Chordata; Actinopteri; Cypriniformes; Catostomidae
Gene: usp2b
Product: ubiquitin specific peptidase 2b
Exons: 13
Coding region: 190-1740 (516 amino acids)
Biological process (GO): protein deubiquitination
Cellular component (GO): cytoplasm
Molecular function (GO): cysteine-type deubiquitinase activity
Source: RefSeq, a predicted model, not a curated record